AGGGAAACCAUUCAGUUUCCUUCCUGGAUUACAGCUGUGGACAGACCCCAGACCUUCCCCUCUCUCUCUCUCUCUCUCUCCAUUCUUACCCUCCAUUCCUCACUUCACAGAUCCUCUAACCCGCUCUCUGCAUUUUUACACUCCUCUCUCCACUCGCUGGUCUCCUUGGUGAUCCCCGCUCCACUCCUCCUCUCCUCUCCAUUCCUCUCCUCCUCGUCCUCCUGUGUGGUAGGGGCGAUGUGCUCUACGGGUUUUGUGCGGUCGCUGGGCUUUGCCCUCCUGCCCCUGGCGGUGUGCUGUAUUGUGGCCAACGUUCUGCUGUUCUUCCCUGGAGGAGACACCCAAUACGUGCAACAGGAGAAACUGUCCAAGCUGGUCUGGUUCAUGAUGGGCAUCGGAGGGGGAGGCGCGUUGAUGUUCCUGCCUGCUGGCGUGUUCAUCAGCCUGGGGAAAUGUACAGGCUGCUGUUGGAAUGAACGCUUCGUGAUGUGUGGAUCAGUCACGGCAGCGUUAGUUGGGUUGGCCGGGUCAGGGUAUUGUUUCGUCAUCUCUGCCAUGGCCAUGUUGGAGGGACCUCAGUGUGCCACCGCUCUGGGAUGGUCCUAUCCCUUCGCCAACGAGGGAGGAAGGUACCUGCUUGAGCAGGAGACGUGGUCUAAGUGUUUAUAUCCCGUCAGCAUCGUGGAGUGGAACGUGACUCUGCUGUCCAUCCUGCUGGGUCUCAGUGGGUUGGAGUUUAUCAUCUGUUUCCUACAGGUCAUCAAUGGACUGGUGACAGCUGUCUGCAGACCCUGCUGCUACAAACAGGACUAUACCCUCAACGCCUGAUAAACACACACACACACACACACACACACACACACACACACACACACACACACACACACACACACACACACACACACACACACACACACACACACACACACACACACACACACACACACGCAUAUAACAUAAGAUCCACUGGCAUACCCAUGAAAUGACACAUAAAACAGGAGAGUGUACAUUACCAGCUGGGGGAACAUUGCUUCCUAGACACUCAUUAUUAUCUCCUUAUUGGUUUCUAAUCAGGAAGUGUGAUUUUUCAAGCGAAUGCUGCCUCAUCUCUGUAUGAGGGAGAGAUACCUGUCUGAAUGUUCAGUUAAUUUAUAGUAUUCAUUACAAAGCACUGUAUUAUAAACACACCGUUUGUAUUAUAUAGACUGCAACAAUAGCCUUUUUUAUGUCUGUAUUUUUUAUAUUAUGUCUUAACACACUGGGCACAGAUGUCAGUUCAACGUCUAGUUUUGAUUUACAUUUGGUUGAGUUGUCAACUAAGGCGAAUUUUACAUGAAAUCAACAAAAAGUCAUAAUGGGUCAUAAUUAAUAAACACUAUUUAAAAAAAACAGCAAUUUCUUUUUUUUUCUUGGGUGUUUCUCUGUCAAACAGUUUUGUUAUAUUUCAGUCUUCUGUGAUGUAUCUAAAGUGUCAUAUUGGGAUGCAAACUCAAAAUGUAAUACAUUUAAACUCUAUAUCUGACAUGGUACAGGUGUCUUCUUUUUAAACCCAUAACCAUGUGUUUGAAGUGUAUACUUUUGUUUCAAAGUAGAUUUGUUUAAGACUACCAAGAAACACCAACCUUGUGACCUUGAUUUAGCUCACUGCACUAAAAUGUUUUAAGUUUGGUGGAUAAAAAUAUUUUUUGCAAAUCCAAUCAGUUUUCCACGUUGAUUGAACGUCAUCACAUAGAUUUUUUGUUGCUGAAAUUAUGUCAAUGUAUGAGAGUUUUGUCUUUUGUAUUAAUGUUUUCAUUUUAAGUGUAUUGUAAAUGAUUGUCUCACAGAUUCUAGAUGUUAAGAUAAGUCAAUUUUAUAUAUUUAGUGCAUUUGUAAUAUUUUUAUAACAUUUGUGCUGUCUUAAAUAAAUAAAUAUUUUCCAUUUCAA
Salmo salar (Atlantic salmon) is the source of this 1927-nucleotide messenger RNA. It is a transcript of the gene tm4sf1, whose product is annotated as transmembrane 4 L six family member 1. The record is from RefSeq and is a predicted model, not a curated record. NCBI's taxonomy places the organism in Eukaryota, Metazoa, Chordata, Actinopteri, Salmoniformes, Salmonidae. Gene Ontology annotation, cellular component: membrane.